Messenger RNA from Alnus glutinosa, 1301 nucleotides. RefSeq lists its product as uncharacterized. The transcript is spliced from 7 exons. Gene Ontology annotation, molecular function: oxidoreductase activity. The record is from RefSeq and is a predicted model, not a curated record. The coding region runs from base 148 to 1107 and encodes 319 amino acids. NCBI's taxonomy places the organism in Eukaryota, Viridiplantae, Streptophyta, Magnoliopsida, Fagales, Betulaceae. Gene Ontology annotation, cellular component: chloroplast.
UAAGACGAAAGGGAAUUCGAAGCCAACGAACUUGAUUAACCGCAAAGCUCCGGAAAAGCAAUCUAUACGUUGACAACCGACCUCCGAUUAUCUCAUCGACGGCAGGAUGGGUGGCAGCACAUCCAACUACUUCUAGUCUUUUGCUCCAUGGCCAUCCUUACACGUGUCCCAUUGGGCUUCUCUACAACAACUUUGUCAAGCCAGUGUCAUAAAUACGGCUCGCUGUCAACAAAGGUUCCAGAAACUUUGACGCUCUCUUCUCGUCAUUUCACUGCUUCUUCGUGUUCCCCAUUUCUUCAUAAAAGGGGUUUUAGAGGAGUUCGAGUAGUAUCUGCAGCAAUGGCGGAUCUGAGUCGAAGCACGGUCCUUGUCACUGGAGCAGGUGGCAGAACAGGCCAAAUAGUUUAUAGGAAAUUAAAGGAGAGGUCAGAGCAGUAUGUUGCAAGAGGUCUUGUCAGAACAGAAGAGAGCAAGGGGAAAAUUGGAGGAGCGGAUGAUGUUUUUGUUGGGGAUAUAAGGGAUACCAACAGCAUAGUUCCUGCAAUCCAAGGUAUUGAUGCUCUCGUGAUUCUCACAAGUGCUGUGCCAAAGAUGAAACCGGGGUCUGACCCGUCUCAAGGUGGAAGGCCCGAGUUUUGUUUUGAUGAUGGAGCAUAUCCUGAACAGGUUGAUUGGAUUGGGCAGAAAAAUCAAAUAGAUGCUGCUAAGGCUGCUGGAGUGAAGCAAGUUGUGUUGGUUGGUUCUAUGGGUGGCACAGACCCAAAUCAUCCCUUGAACAGCUUGGGUAACGGCAAUAUAUUGGUAUGGAAGAGAAAGGCUGAGCAGUAUUUGGCUGACUCUGGUAUUCCAUACACUAUUAUCAGGGCUGGAGGCCUGCAAGAUAAAGAGGGAGGUGUCCGUGAAUUGCUUGUUGGAAAGGAUGACGAGCUUCUUAAGACGGAAACAAGAACCAUUUCCAGGCCUGAUGUUGCAGAAGUCUGCAUUCAGGCACUCCAGUUUGAAGAGGCCAAAUUUAAGGCGUUUGAUUUGGCGUCAAAGCCGGAGGGAGUUGGUACACCAACAAAGGAUUUUAAGGCUCUGUUUUCCCAAAUCACUACCCGUUUCUGAGUUUGCAUGGCCAUCAGUACUUGGUAUUCCAAGUUUUAGUUCAAAAACAUCGUUAGACAACAUCAUAAUUCGCCAUGUUGAAGAAAACCAAAUGUAUUUGGAGAUUAAUUAGAGCAUUAUGUAUGACAGCGAUUGUCUUAACCUGCCAGGAAAACAGGCAUCAAUAUCAAGCAUGCAGUUUAUUAUCGUGAAAA